ACAUGAGACCCCGAGAUAGCAUAACGCUGUCGAAACGUGGGUGCUCGCGCGGGUCCGGCAGUUCGGCCUCUGUUGCGUAUUUAUUAGCGAAGAUCGAGAGGCUCGCAUUCAGCCUGUAACGCGACCGGGAGCGGGGCAUGAGCCGAGCGACGGCGGGGAGAAUGGCCGAGGAGAUCAGAAGGGCGAGCGUGGAGUCGCAGGCGGCGUCUUCGUCGGCGACGAGGUGGGCGUGGCCGUCGGUGCUACGAUGGAUCCCCACGUCCACCGACCGCAUCAUCGCCGCCGAGAAGCGCCUCCUCUCCCUCGUCAAAACUGGAUAUGUCCAAGAGCAAGUAAAUAUUGGUUCUGGGCCACCUGGGUCAAAGGUUAGAUGGUUCAGGUCUUCCAGUGAUCAGCCCAGGUUUAUCAAUACAGUGACAUUUGACAGCCAGGAUAACUCGCCGACACUUGUCAUGGUUCAUGGAUAUGGUGCUUCUCAAGGUUUCUUCUUUCGAAACUUUGAUGCCCUUGCUAGUCGUUUUCGAGUUAUUGCCAUUGAUCAACUCGGUUGGGGUGGAUCAAGUCGACCAGACUUUACAUGUAAAAGCACCGAAGAAACUGAGGCAUGGUUCAUUGAUUCUUUCGAAGAAUGGCGCAAGGCCAAAAAUCUCACUAAUUUUAUUUUGCUCGGGCAUUCUUUUGGAGGAUAUGUUGCAGCAAAGUAUGCUCUGAAGCAUCCUGAGCACAUUCAGCACCUGAUUUUGGUUGGUCCUGCUGGCUUUACAUCCGAGUCAGAACAUAAGUCAGAGUGGUUGACAAAAUUUAGAGCAACUUGGAAAGGAACAAUAGUAAAUCAUCUAUGGGAAUCCAACUUUACUCCUCAAAAAAUAAUACGAGGUCUAGGACCUUGGGGCCCUGAUCUAGUCCGCAGAUAUACAAGUGCUAGAUUUGGUUCUUAUUCAUCUGGUGACAUGUUGACCGAAGGGGAGUCCAGAUUGCUAACAGAUUAUGUAUACCAUACUUUAGCUGCCAAGGCUAGUGGAGAACUGUGCUUGAAGUAUAUAUUUUCUUUUGGGGCAUUUGCGCGGAAGCCUCUUCUACAAAGUGCCUCAGAGUGGAAAGUGCCAACUACCUUUAUUUAUGGUUACGAUGAUUGGAUGAACUUUCAAGGGGCACAACAAGCUCGCAAGGACAUGAAAGUUCCUUGUGAAAUCAUAAGAGUUCCUCAGGGAGGGCACUUUGUUUUCAUUGAUAACCCUUCAGGAUUCCACUUAGCGGUCUUCCAUGCAUGCCGGAGAUUUCUAUCCGCAGUUCAUGUAGAUGACCAAACUGUACCUGAAGGUAUUACUGCUGUGUAGGUUGUCAUCUUGUCCAUUUUUCUACUUUAGGUGUCCUAUAACACCAUACCUGAAGGCAUUACUGCUGUGUAGGUUGUCAAAUGUAUUAUUACCAUUCUUGUAACUCAAUGUGUUAGCCAAUACAAUCAUCUUUGUAUGCUGUGUAUCUUGUUGCUUUUGGAAUAAAUAGAUGAACGACUUCAGAUACUUACAGGAUGUUCUGACAGGUUAUGUUAUCUUUUGGUCAAAUGACCAUC
Molecule: messenger RNA, 1573 nt
Organism: Phoenix dactylifera (date palm)
Lineage: Eukaryota; Viridiplantae; Streptophyta; Magnoliopsida; Arecales; Arecaceae
Product: alpha/beta-Hydrolases superfamily protein
Biological process (GO): phosphatidic acid biosynthetic process; lipid homeostasis
Molecular function (GO): lysophosphatidic acid acyltransferase activity; A2-type glycerophospholipase activity
Source: RefSeq, a predicted model, not a curated record